AUGAACAAAGUGGACGCACCAUGCCGACCCGUCGCCUCUCUGAAAUUCACCAUUGACAACAUCCUCAAUCUCAAGACAAGCGGGAGGAACCGGGACAGCUGUCACCCCGCCGGAGUGCACGGUGGCUCCGCCACGGUCAUGCGUAAAGACGUCUUCCAGAGCCACCACGAGGAGCACGUAGCCAAGCAGCGACAAGACCCGGGCAGCAGACUGAACGACAGAGAGUUGCUGACAGACUGCAGGGGAGCAGCGGACUCGGUCAUCAUCAGCCGCGGGGACCCGAAGAAGGCGACGGAGGUGCGCUUCGAGAGCGGGGACAGCAGCUGCGACGACAGCAGUUCCACCACCACGGCCACGGACACCCACAAAGGUGGCAGCCCCGUCAAGAAGAGCAAAAUGAUCACGAAAAAGAAAACGCGCACUAUUUUUUCCAAGAGACAGAUCUUUCAGUUGGAGUCUACCUUCGACAUGAAACGCUAUCUGAGCAGCGCAGAGCGCGCCUGUCUCGCCAGUUCCCUGCAGCUCACGGAGACCCAGGUCAAAAUAUGGUUUCAGAAUCGCAGGAAUAAAUUGAAACGGCAAAUCUCAACCGAAAUCGACGGACCUGUUAGCGAUUUUUCUGAGACUGGAAAGCCCAUGGUGGUGGGGCAGCUCCCGGCCUUGUACAAAGAGAGCAACCUGCUGGGGAGGUGCCUGCUGCCCAUGCCUCUGCCCGUGGUCUACCCGGGGAGCAGCACGCCUUACCUCUGCUUCACUAACGCCAGCAAGUACUUCAGCCUGUACGACGGGGACGUAUGA
Trematomus bernacchii (emerald rockcod) is the source of this 798-nucleotide messenger RNA. RefSeq names its product H6 family homeobox 4 (gene hmx4). NCBI's taxonomy places the organism in Eukaryota, Metazoa, Chordata, Actinopteri, Perciformes, Nototheniidae. Gene Ontology annotation, cellular component: nucleus. Bases 1 to 798 code for a protein of 265 amino acids. Gene Ontology annotation, biological process: regulation of transcription by RNA polymerase II. The transcript has 2 exons. The record is from RefSeq and is a predicted model, not a curated record. Gene Ontology annotation, molecular function: RNA polymerase II transcription regulatory region sequence-specific DNA binding; DNA-binding transcription factor activity, RNA polymerase II-specific.